This is a messenger RNA of Ochotona curzoniae (black-lipped pika), 1740 nucleotides long. RefSeq names its product activin A receptor type 1C (gene ACVR1C). The coding region runs from base 87 to 1568 and encodes 493 amino acids. Gene Ontology annotation, molecular function: ATP binding; activin receptor activity, type I. Lineage: Eukaryota; Metazoa; Chordata; Mammalia; Lagomorpha; Ochotonidae. Gene Ontology annotation, cellular component: activin receptor complex; plasma membrane. The record is from RefSeq and is a predicted model, not a curated record. The transcript has 9 exons. Gene Ontology annotation, biological process: cellular response to growth factor stimulus; protein phosphorylation; activin receptor signaling pathway.
CCGGGAACUUCAAAGCGGUCCGCGCUGUCCCAGCUACCUCGCUUAGCUCUGGGGCCUCGCAGCCCCGGCGCGGCCGCCUGGUGGCCAUGACCCUGGCACUUGGUUCUGCGCUCCGCCAGGCUCUCCUGCUGCUCGCUGCGGCCGCAGAGCUCUCGGCAGGAUUGAAGUGUGUGUGCCUUCUGUGUGACUCUUCAAACUUCACCUGCCAAACAGAAGGAGCAUGCUGGGCCUCUGUCAUGCUAACCAAUGGGAAAGAGCAGGUGAUCAAGUCCUGUGUUUCUCUCCCAGAAUUAAAUGCACAAGUCUUCUGUCAUAGUUCCAACAAUGUUACCAAAACCGAGUGCUGCUUCACAGAUUUUUGCAACAAUAUCACACUACACCUUCCAGCAGCCUCAACAAGUGCCCCCAGACUUGGGCCCAUGGAGCUGGCCAUUGUUGUUAUGGUGCCUGCUUGCCUGCUGUCCGUAGCUGUUAUGCUGACCCUAUGGGUGUGCCAGGGACGACAGUGCACCUACAGAAGAAAAAAGAGGCAGAAUGUAGAAGAACCCCUCUCUGAAUGCAAUCUGGUGAAUGCUGGAAAAACCCUUAAAGAUCUAAUUUAUGACGUGAGUGCCUCUGGAUCUGGCUCCGGUCUUCCUCUGUUGGUUCAAAGGACAAUUGCCAGGACGAUUGUACUACAAGAAAUUGUAGGGAAAGGUAGAUUUGGUGAGGUGUGGCAUGGAAGAUGGUGUGGGGAGGAUGUGGCUGUGAAAAUAUUCUCCUCCAGGGAUGAAAGAUCAUGGUUUCGUGAGGCAGAAAUUUAUCAGACUGUUAUGCUACGUCAUGAAAACAUCCUUGGUUUUAUCGCUGCUGACAACAAAGAUAAUGGGACUUGGACUCAACUUUGGCUUGUAUCUGAAUAUCAUGAACAAGGUUCCUUGUAUGACUAUCUGAAUAGAAACAUAGUGACAGUGGCUGGGAUGAUAAAACUGGCGCUUUCGAUAGCUAGUGGUCUGGCUCACCUCCACAUGGAGAUACUUGGUACCCAAGGUAAACCUGCUAUUGCUCAUCGAGAUAUAAAAUCAAAGAAUAUCUUAGUGAAAAAAUGUGACACUUGUGCCAUAGCCGACUUGGGAUUGGCGGUGAAGCACGAUUCAAUACUGAACACCAUAGACAUACCUCAAAAUCCCAAGGUGGGAACCAAGAGGUAUAUGGCUCCUGAAAUGCUUGAUGAUACAAUGAAUGUGAAUAUCUUUGAAUCCUUCAAAAGAGCCGACAUCUAUUCUGUUGGUCUAGUUUACUGGGAAAUAGCCCGAAGGUGUUCAGUCGGAGGAAUGGUGGAGGAGUACCAGUUGCCUUAUUAUGACAUGGUGCCUUCGGAUCCCUCAAUGGAGGAAAUGAGGAAGGUCGUUUGUGAUCAGAAGUUCCGACCAAGUAUCCCAAACCAGUGGCAAAGCUGCGAAGCACUCCGAGUCAUGGGGAGAAUAAUGCGUGAGUGUUGGUAUGCCAACGGGGCAGCCCGCCUCACUGCCCUGCGGAUUAAGAAGACUAUCUCUCAACUUUGUGUGAAAGAAGACUGCAAAGCCUAAUGUGAUAAUUUUGUAGAAAAAAAAAAUCUCUCACAGCUUUCUUUUUGAUUUUCCCUCCUUAUGUGAAAUUUUUUUUCCCUUUUUUGUUCUACCUCAAAAGUUAUACAGUACAGUAUUUAAGUGCCCAAAGGCAUGAAAAGAUAGGCUAAAAAGUUAAGCUUGGACAGGAGUU